AUGUUGAUGAAAAAUUUUUUUGUUAUUUUCGCUUUGCUCCUUCUUGCUCUAGCAGACCUAGGUUCCUCAGCACCACAAAAAAGAGGCCCAGCAUCACCAGCAUCACCAUUUGAUAUCGCCACACUAGCAACCGGUGUGAAUCCAAAAGACCCUUUUGCUGGUGUUUCAAAAGAUUGUGUAGCUGCAAUCAACACGGUUAUCCAAUCAGGCCUUAUGACUUGUUUACCAAUGGAUGCAAUACUUAAAUUAAUGGGACAACCAGAUUUACUUGCCGAACUUCAAAAAGAUCCACUUCAUGCUCUUCCUAAACUUAAACCAACCUUUGAUGAUGCCUGCUCAGUAACGAAAUGCAAAGAUGCUGAUGUUCAAAAUGCUACAGCAACAGUAUUAGGUGGAUGUGCAAUUGACUUAGCUGCCAAAGUACCAAUUGUCGAGCUUAUAUUCGCAGGGCUUGCUAUUUACACACCAGCAAUAGAUAUUAUUUGCUUCAAAGAUCAUGCAGCCGAUUACUGUCUCUUCGAAACAGAUGCCAUUCUCCUCUCAUUACCACCACCACCACCAGGACUCGUAAUUCCAGGUUUAGAGAAAGCUCCUCCUCUUCUUGCAUCAGUUGCGAUUACAGCACCAAGUAAUGUAUGCACACCAUGUAACAAGGCUAUUAUCAACACUUUCUUUGAUUACUAUAAAAAGACACCAGUAUUUGCGCAAGUAUUGGCAUCUGUUGGUUAUGAUGACAAGACAAAUAGUUUUGUUAAUCUUGCAGUUGAUGUGAAAUGUGGACUUAUUCCAUUCAAUGAUGGCAACGUAGGUGAUCCAUCAAAAGGUCCAGAUCCACCAAUCCCUCAUUAA
Molecule: messenger RNA, 849 nt
Organism: Entrophospora candida
Lineage: Eukaryota; Fungi; Glomeromycota; Glomeromycetes; Entrophosporales; Entrophosporaceae
Source: the annotation of a GenBank genome assembly